Colletotrichum higginsianum IMI 349063 is the source of this 1062-nucleotide messenger RNA. RefSeq names its product PfkB family carbohydrate kinase. The coding region runs from base 1 to 1062 and encodes 353 amino acids. The record is from RefSeq and is a predicted model, not a curated record. Lineage: Eukaryota; Fungi; Ascomycota; Sordariomycetes; Glomerellales; Glomerellaceae. The transcript has 3 exons.
AUGGUCAUCCCGGACCCGGCUCCCGCGCCGGCUCCGGCUUUUGUCUCGCUCGGAAUGGUUGUUCUCGACGAGAUCCGCUUUCCGGACGGCAAAGUCCUCCGCGACAUCCCCGGCGGCUCCGGCUUUUACAGUACUCUCGGCGCCCGCCUCGCCGUCCCGCAGAGCGAGUCCGCGGCCGUUUGCUGCCUCAUCGUCGCCGGAUCGGACUUCCCCGCCUUGGUGAGGAAACAGAUCGAAGAAUGGGGCGUCAGUGUGCACUUGGAAGAGAGACCCGGCGAAUGCUCGACCAGGGGUCUCCUGGAGUACGAGAAUGACGCUUUUGGGAAAAAGCAUUUCCGAUACACCACGCCUCCGCUCCUCCCAAACGUGGAUACACUUCCGGGUCGGCUUCUCGGCUCGUCCGUUUUUCAUGUCCUGGCGACGCCUGAGGACCUCAAGCGACAGGUUGCCGCCCUCAGAACACGCCGCGCCAGUGUAGACGGCUCUCGACCUUUGAUUGCUUGGGAGCCUUCAUCCAUCGGCAUCUCUAAUACAGAGGAUGAUCAUAUGAGAGUUAUUCACACAUUAGGCAUAUGCUCUCCAAACGAUCACGAGCUGCUGCGCAUGAUGGGCGUACGGGAAGGCCCAGGGAUCCCCUACAACAGAGCACUCGUCGAGUCCCACGCCAUUCGACUCUCCAACGAUGAGAUGCUCCACGGUGGCUCAUCUGCCCCUGAGCGGCCUAGCAAAGGGAGAAUCACAGUCAUCAGGUGCGGCGACCAAGGAUGUCUGACCAUCCGCCAGAGAGCCGAGCCCAUAUGGUUGCCCCCCUUUCACGACUACGGCUCGCCCAAAGUCGUCGACCCCACCGGUGCCGGAAACGCCUUCCUCGGCGCUUUCGCCGCCGCCUUCGCCAAGACGCACGACGAGGUCCUGGCGUCCGCGUACGGCACCGUCGCGGCCAGCUUCGUCAUUGAGCAGAUUGGCCCGCCCAGGAGGGGGAUGGCGAAUGGUAAGGAAUUCUGGAACGGGGAGGACUUCGAGGAGAGACUGAGGCAGUACAUAGCCAAGGUCGAGACGUGA